UAUCAGUGAUGCAGUUAAGAUCAUGACGGGAGAGGUUAAUAAAACUAACCAACAAAGAAGAGAAGCCAUCAAAAAAGAAGUUUUCCUCAGAUUUAAAUCUCUUUGCACAGAUGAUCAACCGAUAUCAGCCACAGGGUUAUUUGGUGAUAAUUUGGCUGAUAAAAGUAAAAAUCUGGAUGCAUCUAAAUCAGUACAGAUGACCCCUAAAGGAUCAAAUAAGAAGAAUUUUUAAUUCAAACGAGGGGGGGAAAGACCAUCAGAUCAAAGGCCACAGACACAGAACCGAUUCCCUCCCUCUCAUCCACAGUCAACAUCACACAGUCACUGGAAACAGCCAGUAACAAAAUACAGAAAUUCAGAAAAGAGCUUCGGGAAUUUCAAGAAACCAAGGACAUAUCCCCCAGGCCAAAAGAAAAGAACAAUGUAAAUCAGCAUUCUCAUUCCAAAGAUCUUACAGAAGGUAGAGACAGACAGGGCAGAGGCUCUCUUAGUGGCACCAAUAUGGAAAACGCAGAAUUGGUGGCCUUAUCUACAAAAAAUGUUGUGCCAGAAUUGGCUAAUACUUCCUCCAGCCAGAAAAAUCUUGCGACUUCAGCACAAACCGGAGCACAAACAUCCGCUGAAACAUCUGAGACUAGGUGUUUUUCGUAUAUCAGGGACGCAUUACGAAAGCAAAACAUCGUGGACGAGUCAGCAAAUAUCAUAAUGUCAUCAUGGCGCAAAUCUACCAAAAAGAUAUAUGCUGUUUAUAUUAACCGCUGGAUUAAGUUUACUGAUAAAAAUAAUUUUAAUCCACUGGCGCCUAAACCUGCUAAUGUGAUAACAUUUUUAACCUCUAUGUAUAAUUCAGGUCUGGGAUACAGUGCCAUUAAUACAGCGAGAUCAGCUAUUAAUCAGUUAGUUCACAUGUGUUCGGGACUGGAUUUUAAGUAUUGUACUGUAAUAAAUAAAUUUAUGAAGGGUGUGUUUGAAUUAAGACCUGCUUUACCAAAAUAUAACCAUAUAUGGGAUGUUCAGUCAGUUCUAGAUUUUAUUAAACAAUUACCAUCAGAGUUGACAUUGAUGACAUUAACAGGAAAAUUGGCAGUAUUGUUUUUAUUACUAACAGCACAACGCUGCCAAACAUUACAUUUAAUUUGUUUAGAAGAUAUCAUAUUUGUAGAUAAUAAAAUGAUCAUUAAACUUAACCAUAUGUUAAAACAGUCUAAGCCAGGCAGACACCCCGCACCAUUACAUCUAAACGAAUAUUCAGCAGACCAAAGGUUGUGCAUAGUGACAGUAUUCAAGGAAUAUAUUGAGAGGACGAAAAGUCUAAGAAUGAAUAAUAAACUUUUGAUUGGGACACAAAAACCCCACAAAUCUGUAACUAAGUCAACUGUUGCUAGGUGGAUAAGAAUGUUUUUGAAUAAGGCUGGGGUACUAGAGCAUUAUACUCCCCAUAGUAUAAGGACAGCAGCAGCAAGUUCUGCAAACUCUAGAGGCAUUCCUCUUUCUUGUAUACUUAAAACUGCGGGCUGGCAAAAUGCUAGAACAUUUAAUAAAUUUUAUAAUAAACAGAUUGUGGAAGAUCAUACUAUGCAAAUGUGCUUACUGGAUUAGUAAAUUGUCAUAAUUUUAAAAUGUGCUUUGCCUUGUAUUCAGUGUUAUACUUUACAUGUACAUGAUUUCAAAAAAUUAUUAUUUCAAAUACAAGUAUAACACCAUAUGGAAGUUAUUUGUCAAAUCAUUUAUUUUACAAAAA
Ruditapes philippinarum (Manila clam) is the source of this 1741-nucleotide messenger RNA. RefSeq lists its product as uncharacterized. Gene Ontology annotation, molecular function: DNA binding. Gene Ontology annotation, biological process: DNA recombination; DNA integration. The transcript is spliced from 2 exons. Bases 502 to 1599 code for a protein of 365 amino acids. The record is from RefSeq and is a predicted model, not a curated record. NCBI's taxonomy places the organism in Eukaryota, Metazoa, Mollusca, Bivalvia, Venerida, Veneridae.